Molecule: messenger RNA, 2905 nt
Organism: Sorex fumeus (smoky shrew)
Lineage: Eukaryota; Metazoa; Chordata; Mammalia; Eulipotyphla; Soricidae
Gene: PABIR1
Product: PP2A Aalpha (PPP2R1A) and B55A (PPP2R2A) interacting phosphatase regulator 1
Exons: 1
Coding region: 82-1080 (332 amino acids)
Biological process (GO): mitotic G2/M transition checkpoint
Cellular component (GO): cytoplasm; nucleus
Molecular function (GO): protein serine/threonine phosphatase inhibitor activity
Source: RefSeq, a predicted model, not a curated record
GCCGCAGGGCUGCAGGGCUGCAGGGCAUGGCAGUGUUGGGUCUUUGAUCGAGCACCGCGUCCGCCUCGCUGCGGCCCCGACAUGGCUCAGGAGAAGAUGGAGCUGGACCUGGAGCUGCCUCCGGGCGCGGGCGCGGGCGCGGACGCGGGCGGGGGCCCGGCGGAGGGGAGCUGCGGCGGCGGCGGCGGCGGCGGCGGCGGCGGCCCCCCGGGCGGCGGGGGGUCCACCCUGCGGAGGUCGAACAGCGCCCCCCUGAUCCACGGCCUCAGUGACACUUCCCCCGUGUUCCAGGCCGAGGCGCCGAGCGCCCGGCGGAACAGCACGACGUUCCCGGGCCGCCACGGCCUGCUGCUGCCGGCCUCGCCGGUCCGCAUGCACAGCAGCCGCCUGCACCAGAUCAAGCAGGAGGAGGGCCUGGACCUCAUCAACCGCGAGACGGUGCACGAGCGCGAGGUGCAGACGGCCAUGCAGAUCAGCCACUCGUGGGAGGAGAGCUUCAGCCUGAGCGACCACGACGCCGCCGCCGCCGCCGCCGAGAAGGCCGCCGCCUCGCCCAAGCGCGUCGACUUCGUGCCGGUGUCCCCCGCGCCCUCGCCCACCCGGGGCAUCGGCAAGCAGUGCUUCUCGCCCUCGCUGCAGAGCUUCGUGAGUAGCAACGGGCUGCCGCCGAGCCCCAUCCCCAGCCCGACCACGCGCUUCACGACGCGCCGCAGCCAGAGCCCCAUCAACUGCAUCCGGCCGAGCGUGCUGGGCCCCCUGAAAAGGAAAAGUGACCUGGAGCCCGAGUACCAGCCCAAGCGGUUCUUCCAGGGCAUCACCAACAUGCUGUCCUCGGACGCCGCCGCCGCCGCCGCCGCCGCCGACGGGCCGCAGCUGUCAGACCCGGGCGGGGGCGCGGCCGCGGCCGCGGCUGCGGCUGCGGCUGCGGUUGCGGCGGCGGCGGAUCCCCUGGAUGGCAACAGUAGCAGCGCGGGAUCCGCGUGUAACUCGCCCGCCAAAGUCGUCGGCGCCGACUCGCCCGUGUCGCCUGCCCAGGCGGCCUCGCCCUUCAUCCCAGUAGAUGAACUUUCAUCUAAGUGACACCCACCCUCCCACCCACCCAUCCCCAGAGACUUGUUGGGUUUUAUUUUUCCCUCCCUCCCACCCUAACCGCCGCCCCCCCCCCCGCCCCCCACUACGGAGGGGAAAAGGAAAAAAAAAAUCAAGCUGGAGCAACAAAGCACUGAACUUGGUGGAUUCGUUGGAGGCUUUUUCUCCCCUUUUGACCCCUUUCCCCCCACCCUUUUUUUUUUAAAAAAAAAUUCUCUGAAAUGUUGUUAUCCUAGAGAACUUUUAUGUCCGAUUCCUGCAGAUGCCCUUGAAGUUAGUGUAGUCCUAUUUUCAGACUUUUUCAACCCCCCUCUCCUCCCCCCCCCAUAAGUGUGUUGAAGCAUACGACUUUACGCUGCUAAUAUGUCUAAAUACAUAUGUUAUCCCUUGAUUUUUUUAAAAAAUAAUUGAGAGCUCUAUUUAUUUAUGGGAUUAUUAAUAAGUUCUGAUGAAAUAUAAAAUGUUGAAUUAAUCAGCAUCGUAAACUGAUGUUUUCAGAUUUCGUAUUUCGUGCCCACACUAAUUUUUAAUGUUUAUUAUCCGUGGUUGCUCAUUUCUAUCUGAUGAACAGUACUUUAUCUAUUUUGCGUCUAUUUUUAAAGUGAUGUUUUAACGUAUCAAGCCGGUGGUUGUCUGCGUUACCCAGGAAUCCUUGGAUAUUAAGUUUUCUGGGUUACAGAGUGGAUGGAUGGGAGGAAAACAAAAUGAAAAAAAAAAAUAAAGUUUGCAACAAGUCUUUUUCAAAUCAAGCAUUUAGAAGUAAACAUCUAAGAAAACUAUUUUCUGAUGAAAAUAACUUUGUUAACGCAUCAAAUGUAACUACAGAUAAGGUAGGGGCGUGGGGGUUGUUUGUUGUUUUUGUCAGAAAGUUAAUUUUCUUGCUUAUAAUUCUAAACUGAAAUGGGACAGUGCCUUGCAGUCUUAGCCCACUCUGUGCAGGCUGGGACCAGAUUCUUUCUGCUGCUGCAAAUUUAAAGCACAGUUCAAAUGUAGAGAACUUAUGGGAAGUCCUGUUGACUGUAAGCAAAACUCUUGGGCAAAUAAUUCUUUCUCAACCAUCAGUUUACUCUAACUGCGCCUCAGUGGUAAUCUUUACCAACAAGGAGCCCAAGCAGCUAACCAAUGGUUGUUUUUUUGCUCUGCCCACUGCCACCCUCCGGGAUUUCCCUGUUCAAGAAGGAAGCAGUUGUUCCCUUGCCAACAGGUUCUUCCUCUCCACCUCCCAUCAAACUAGGGCAUCAUCAGUUAGAGAAAGGAACAGUGUGAUUUGUAUUUCUGACCGGGAGCAACAGGAGAACUGUGAGAUGAUUCAGGAAGUGCUGGUAAAAGCUACAACCGGAAUUGACUGGGGGAUGUCAGUUCAUUAAGGGUCAGUGACUUGCAAGAGAAAAGUCAGUGGAGAGUCACCUAGGUAAAUCAUUUCACUUAGGUUUUCUUCAAGGUUUGAGUGUGACUUAUUUUUCCCCCUUUGCCUUUUACACUUAAGAAAAUAACUUUUAAAACUUAGACUUUCCUGUUAUACCUCAUAUCUUCCUUACCCAGACCAAGAGGCAGAAAGGAGGAAUAGGGUGAGGGUUGGGGAUAAGGGCAUUAAAAAAAGAGAGAGAUCAAGAAAAAAUAAAAUCUGCCUUUCAAAGGGACUUUAAUUACAAUGUGGAAUUUCUACAAUUAUGAGAAUAAAUGGAACUGGUCAACUUUGAGAGCUACCUGAAGAAUUCAUUGAGAUAGCACCAAGGGUAAGAUGGUGUGUGCAGGUUUACACACUCUGUUCUGGCUACUAGUGUUCGUGUGUUCGAGUCCUGAUCUUGAUUUUCAA